Messenger RNA from Branchiostoma floridae (Florida lancelet), 3253 nucleotides. RefSeq names its product GDP-mannose 4,6 dehydratase-like. The transcript has 2 exons. The record is from RefSeq and is a predicted model, not a curated record. Bases 115 to 1215 code for a protein of 366 amino acids. Gene Ontology annotation, molecular function: GDP-mannose 4,6-dehydratase activity. NCBI's taxonomy places the organism in Eukaryota, Metazoa, Chordata, Leptocardii, Amphioxiformes, Branchiostomatidae. Gene Ontology annotation, biological process: GDP-mannose metabolic process.
ACAUUAUCUGCUACCAUUUCGACAAGUCAUUCCUUACUUAACGUUGAUGAGGAGUGGCAAUUAUUUACCAAUCGCUGGCAAUCAACCAUCGGUGCAAUUUGCAAAGAGUUAUACAUGAUGGAACAGAUACAAGUGGAAAGCAAUGGGCCUAAAUACCCAGCGAAAGUUGCCCUGGUUACUGGUGUUAAUGGACAAGAUGGGUCUUAUUUGGCAGAAUUCUUAAUGAAUAAAGGCUACAUAGUCCAUGGGAUCAUCAGAAGAGCGUCGACCUUUAAUACUGGCCGGAUCGAACACCUAUACAGCAAUCCUAUGAUCCACAAGGAGGGGGAAAACUUCCACCUGCACUAUGGUGACAUGACUGACAGCACCUGUCUAACGAAGAUUAUAUCUGAAGUUCAGCCGGAUGAGAUUUAUAACUUGGCUGCGCAAAGUCAUGUCAAGGUGUCAUUUUCUCUCGCCGAAUACACGGCUGAUGUUGAUGGUGUUGGUGUUCUCCGUAUGUUGGAUGCCAUACGGGCAACUGGUCUUAGUAAAAAGAUCAAGUUCUAUCAAGCGUCUACCAGUGAGAUGUUCGGCUUGGUGCAGGAGGUCCCACAGAAGGAAACCACGCCAUUCUAUCCCAGAUCUCCUUAUGGAGCGGCCAAGCUGUAUGCUUACUGGAUAGUGGUGAAUUACAGAGAGGCCUACAACAUGUUUGCCUGUAACGGCAUCCUAUUCAACCACGAGAGUCCUAGAAGAGGGGAAACCUUCGUUACCAGGAAGAUCACCCGAGGUGUUGCUAAAAUACUGCUGGGCAUUCAAACCGAAGUAGUGCUGGGGAACCUCGAUGCACAGAGGGAUUGGGGGCAUGCUAAAGACUAUGUCAGGGCCAUGUGGCUGAUGCUGCAGUGUGAGAAACCGGAAGACUUUGUAAUAUCUACAGGAACGGUGUACAGUGUAAGGGAAUUUGUCAUGGCAUCAUUUAAGCAUAUUGGGGUGGAUAUUAUCUGGGAAGGUAAAGGGUUAGAAGAGGUUGGUAAAGACAGCUCGACAGGCACAGUUCGUGUGAGGGUAUCCCAGAAGUAUUACAGACCUGCAGAAGUGGAGUUCCUACAAGGAGAUAGUACAAAGGCUAAGAAUGUUCUUGGCUGGGAACCAUAUGUGUCUUUCGAAGAACUAGUUGCUGAGAUGGUAGAGGCUGAUAUUAAACUUGCCAAACAACACCUAUUCGAAUGAUUCAUCCAGCUUAAAAAAUGUUAAAUACUUUAGGCCAUAUUAUAAGUGGUAAUAAAAGCUGGUGUUGGGUAAUAUUUGUCCAAAAGACGUUUCAUAUAAGCGAGUUUGUAGAUAGAUUUUGAUUUAAAAAGAAAAGAUUUUGCAUAUAAUCAAUAAGGCCUGAAGUUUCUUCACCUUUAAAAUCGCUUUAAUUUGCAAUUAAUAGGACAUCAAAUUUAAAAUGUUGAAAUUGACUGCGCCAACUUUGACGUCGUAUAGCUCCCAAACAGCUGCUGAUGCUAGGACAUCCAAACUUGGUGACUUUUCCUAGAAUAUUGUUGUCAAUAAUUUACCCCAAAAAAAGUAUGUUUAUAAUUUUUUCUAAUGCCAUCGUAACGGAUUUUCUGAAAGGCAUAUUCGACACAAAGACAUUAAUUUUUGUUUAACAACAGGAUUGUAAGAUUUUCUUGCUGUACUAUGGGCAUUCCCAGUUUUACCGAAGAAUUUAGUUGAUGACGUAGUAAUUACGUCAUAUGACGUGCAAAAUUGGUGAUCGAAAAGUAAGCCGUUUCGAAAUUUCGACCCUCCCCCCCUGCAGGCUAGGGAUAGGGUCAACCCUAUUCAGACCGUUUUUUGGGGGGUCAUUCCUACACCAGGGGGGGGGUCUUUUGAGGCCCUCCACUUCUAAGUCCUAUAUCUCUCGAACGACGUGUCGCAUGGCCAUUAAUUUUUUAGGAAAUGAUAUACACAUAAUAUCUGACAAGUAUAAGGCGUAUGGCGUCACGAUGACGUAUUAUGACGUUAUUAUGACGUCAGUAACAGCAAGGGCAGCUAACAGAAUUAUAAUGUUUGUUAUGACUUGUGUUGCCAAUGGCACCAUCAAUGGCGUCAAAAUGACGUCAUAAAAUGACGUCAUGCACAUCUAAGUUACCAGUAGGGCUUCACCAUAUUUAUCUUGAAUUUUAAAAAAAAUACUUUUUUGCAUCGAAUAAUCACAAAAGGCAUUGGCAAUAGACUAAAUGAGUGGAUUUAGAUUUUUUUCUGAAAAAAAAACCAUGUAGUUACAAAUUGUAAGGGAUAAUAAGCUAGUUUUUCUUGAUCUUGCCAUGCUGUCCGCCAUCUUGGAUUUUGGGCUGAUGACAUCAUCAAAAAACUGCCUAUCAACAAACGGUUACCAUGGAAACACGAAAACUGGAAAAUUUGUCAAACUUGAAAUUGUUGUCAAUAAUAUUUUAGGAAAACUUACAAAAUUUGGUGGCUUUAGCAUAAGCCGUUCUGUCGUUAUAGGACAUCAAAGUUGGCGCAGGCCUCACCCCCCCCUCCCGCCCGGUCUGAAUAAGGUUAAAGGUGUUCGACAAAGAUAUGACGAAACUUGGUUUAAAAAAAGAUGUUAUACCGUCAAUAAAGAAAUGAUCAAUCAAGUUUUAUUUUGACCCGUGACGUCAUCAAAUUAGCAUAAUUUAUGACAAUGUUUUCAUAAAUGUAUACAUGAAAUUACACAGAAUGUUAAUAAUAUACAAAACAGCAGUAAAAUAUGCCUUUCAGAAACCUGUUGCGAUGGCAACGCAAGUAAAUUACAAGCUCAUGUUUUUUUUUACAGAAUUGUUGUCAACGAUAUUUUUGGAAAAUGAUUCGUAGUACUAGCAGAUGUCGUUCGGCAGAUAUACGACGUCAAAGUCGGCGCGGUCACUUCUAGCUCCUUCCCCAUUGUCUAAAUAGUGUUAUUGUUUUCGAAUUUAUGAGCACCUAUCGUAUUUAGGGUGAAGAUUGUUUAACUUCCUUGUACUGUUAUUAUGAAAUUCUUGACCUGUAGCUAUAGCGAACUUGGAGUCAAAUUAAAACACAGGAACAAUUGUUAAUUAUACAUGGGUAUAAAAGUUAGCUUGUUUGCAUCAUAUACGAACGGUGCAGAGGGAAAUGUGUAAGAGAAAAAAUAAGUAUAAAAUCCCAAAGGAAGAGGUAAUGAUUAACUUGAAAGUAAGUGGGUAUAGCAAGUUACAAUGUGCUACACCUGGAUAUAUUGGACCACAGUAUAAUAAAGUAAAUUUUUGAAAAGUAA